GCGGUCACACUGGCGCAGUUGGUAAAAAAAAACAACAAACUUUUAAAUUAAUAAAACUUUGAAUUAAGCGGUCAGCACGUGCGUUAGAGUCGCCCGUAAUAACGAAUAACGUCUAGUCACUAAAUAUAAACCAUCACUUCAUCGUUAUUAUGCACAGACGUAUGUAAAAUGAACGCAUUGCGCAACAUCUUCACAUCGCGUACAUUGAACUACUUGCGCCAAAAUGGACAGAACGCGAUCCUCAAUGCCACAAAUCAGCCGGCGGUUGUGGACCCCAGCCUGCCUCUUGCCGAUGCGGACAAAGCGCUGAAAGAUGCCCGCCCAUCGCCGCUGUCCAUACCGCGCUCCAUACUCGACGCCUGUCAGUUUACGUCCAAGCCGUUCGACAUUGGCCGCUCUUCGGCGGUUAGUCAGCAAAGUGGCUCACUAUCACCCACCACGCUGAAACGGUUCCGUCGCAUGCAGCGUCGCAUGGAGCUGGUCUACCGCUGCAAGCUGUGCAACACGCGCAACACGAAGACCAUUAGCGAGGAGGCCUACUAUAGUGGCGUUGUUAUUCUCCAGUGCGACGGCUGUGCGGUCGAUCACCUGAUUAAGGACAACCUGGGACUGUUCGCCAACAUCGAGGGCACUAACAGCACCAGCACCGGCAAGAAUAUCGAUCAGCUACUCUCCGAGCGCCAUGCUCGCGUGCGCAUCAUCAAGGUGAAUGAGCACGGCGAGCUUAUUUAGGAAUCUAGUCAGCGACUGAUCAAAUCAUCCCCGCUCCGCUGAUCCUGUCACUUCAGAUUUGUCUGCGCUCGAACUAAACUAAAACAACAUUUUUUCUGUUAUAAACUUGUUUGUUUUUAUAUCGAUUAUAUGAGAGAUAGCCACCAGCUUAAUAUAUGUACAAAAAAAACUUGCACUCGAAUUGUUGAUGAUUAAUGCAAGAUUAAAAAAAGAGCAGCCCGUAUCGAAAUCAAA
This is a messenger RNA of Drosophila miranda, 966 nucleotides long. RefSeq lists its product as uncharacterized. The transcript has a single exon. Gene Ontology annotation, biological process: protein stabilization; protein folding; protein import into mitochondrial matrix. NCBI's taxonomy places the organism in Eukaryota, Metazoa, Arthropoda, Insecta, Diptera, Drosophilidae. Bases 169 to 732 code for a protein of 187 amino acids. Gene Ontology annotation, cellular component: mitochondrion. Gene Ontology annotation, molecular function: protein-folding chaperone binding; zinc ion binding. The record is from RefSeq and is a predicted model, not a curated record.